AUGUCCGACAAAGACAGGAUUGCACAGCUCCUUCGUGAGCUGGAGGAAGCCAAGGCACGAGAGGAGGAAGCCAAGGCACGAGCGGAGGAAGCCAAGGCACGAGCGGAGGAAGCCAAGGCACGAGCGGAGGAAGCCAAGGCACGAGAGGAGGAAGCCAAGGCACGAGAGGCGCAAGAGCGAUGCGAGAGGGAGCGGCUUCAGCUGGAGCAUCGAAACACCACGUUCCUCGAAUACCUGCACAACUGCCACAGGCAUCUCUACAACGCUCUACGACUUACCAACACAUCGAGGUAUUCUACGGGCUAUACGAAAGUCGUGGGCAAGUACUACCCCAAGCGACUUCGUCCUUGGACCUACUUUGCCAACGUUCUCCACCCACAUUAUUUCGAUCUUGUGCAGAGUAUCUGUGGUCAAAGGCAGCUCUUCGAACCAGCCAACACGACUAAGAGCCUUGGGACGAUUAUCUCGGAUCAUCUAGCGGGUAACGAGAAAGCGAUCGACCGUUUUGAGGUAGAUGCAGUCGAGCGCCCAGUGCAGGGGAUCCUCAAGGUUCUUGCAACGCAUAAGGAGGCGGGCAAAGCAUCGAUAUGCCCCGAGUUUCGGUUCAGCGCUAACCUCCGCGAGCUCACACAAAAAGAUGACGGGAGUAGCGGUGCAGAUGACAACACCAGCGAUGGGAGUUUGGAGCGACGCCAACAAGCCGGGCCGAAUAAGCGCCCUACGUCCAAGAGGAAAUAUAUAUGCUCGAACAGACAGCCUGACGGAGUCGGUAUACGGAUGCAACCCGGCGGAGGCCAGACCCACGCCUUUAUAUACGACUACAAGGCAGCCCAUAAAGUCGCUAUCGAGUAUAUUCGGUCGGCUACAGCGAAGGAACACCUGUUCCACGAGGUUGUCGCACGCAUCAACGACGACAAGCUCAGCCGCGACGAGGAGGUGCAGCGCCGGGAGCAGGCCGAGGCAUUAAUCGCCAUGGCACUGACGCAAGUCUUCGACUACAUGAUCACCUACGGGGUAUCAUAUGGUUAUGUUGCUGCGGGCCGGUGCUUGCUACUCCUCUACGUUGACAGAGAUGAUUGGCAAACGCUGUACUGUCAUCCGUGCCUGCCGGCCGACGAUUCGUACGCGGAUGUGGCCUAUCUUGGGCUCGAGCCCGCCGAGUUAUCGUCGGCGCCGUCGUCGCAGAACACGGACAUCUCAGAGUAUACGUCCAAAGCGGAACCGACCGGUCGGAAUGUAGCCUUACGGUCUCAGUCGUCUUGCAAACCGGCAGCGGUACUCCCCCAAAGCAACGAGCAUGACGACGAAGAGGACCAUUCGGAACCCGGCGCAUCUCGCUUAAGGCUAGCGGCUAACAAGCGGAAGCGCGGUCCGUCGAGUGGUGGCGAGGACGGGGAUAUCGCCAUGGCUGACUCGGGGCCCACCAAGCAAUAUUGCACACAAGCGUGCCUAUUAGGUCUCAAGAGAGGGAAAGACCUGGACGAGAAGUGCCCCAAUGUCUCAUUACAUCGCUUCGAUGGCUCCUCUCGGCAUCCCGUCAAUGCCCAUCGUUUUACCGAUAUGGUGGAGCAGCAGCUUCUCUUGAGUCCCUACAAGGGAUGCCGGAUGGUGGACUUCUGGGGCAAGAGAGGAGCGAUGGGCUGGCUUUUUAAGCUGGAGCUUCUUCCAUACGGCUACACAUUUGUUGGUAAAGGAACACUGGAGGACCGCCUCAGUCGUUUGGAGCACGAAGGCCGGGUCUACGCACAGCUUGAUCAUCUUCAGGGCGACGUGGUACCGGUGUAUCUGGGCCUCGUGCGCCUCGAUCGUGGCUACAUUCUCCCGGGGCUUGAGUUUGUUGUUCAUAUGAUGCUUAUGUCGUGGGCGGGCCAGACGCCAAGCGCUAGCAUGGACGACGCCGAGACGCUGAAGAGGGAGUCAUUGACGGCUAUCUGGAACGAGGGUGUUGUUCAUGGGGAUGAAAAUAGGGCCAAUUAUCUCUGGAACGCCGAGCGUGGUCGCAUAAUGAUCAUCGACUUCGACCGAGCCCACCUCUCCCCACCUCCCAAGCCUCGAGCGGUUUCCAGGCUCUCAAAACCGAAGAGGAAGCGUGGUGAUAGUGAGGCAGACGCGCAACUCUUUGGGCCCCUAGAAAUAAACCGUUCGAAACACCGAAUUCGUACUUAA
This is a messenger RNA of Podospora anserina S mat+, 2166 nucleotides long. RefSeq lists its product as uncharacterized. The record is from RefSeq and is a predicted model, not a curated record. Lineage: Eukaryota; Fungi; Ascomycota; Sordariomycetes; Sordariales; Podosporaceae. The coding region runs from base 1 to 2166 and encodes 721 amino acids. The transcript is spliced from 2 exons.